This is a messenger RNA of Episyrphus balteatus (marmalade hoverfly), 2046 nucleotides long. It is a transcript of the gene Tdc1, whose product is annotated as aromatic-L-amino-acid decarboxylase. Gene Ontology annotation, biological process: amino acid metabolic process. The record is from RefSeq and is a predicted model, not a curated record. NCBI's taxonomy places the organism in Eukaryota, Metazoa, Arthropoda, Insecta, Diptera, Syrphidae. Gene Ontology annotation, molecular function: carboxy-lyase activity; pyridoxal phosphate binding. The transcript has 5 exons. The coding region runs from base 21 to 1709 and encodes 562 amino acids.
AAUUGUAAAAAAAAACUAAAAUGAAUACCGAAGAUUUUAGAAAAUACGGAAAACUUAUGAUUGAUUAUAUCUGCGAUUAUUCAGAUAAUAUCGAAAAACGUGAUGUCGCGCCUACUUUAGACCCUGGAUACCUGAAACGUUUAAUUCCUGAUGAGGCGCCAAUAAAUGGUGAAAAUUUUGAAAACGUGCUGCAAGAUGUUGAAGACAAAGUUAUGCCUGGCGUUGUUCACUGGAAUCAUCCAAAAUUUUUUGCAUACUUCCCAGCUGGAAAUUCAUAUCCUUCAGUUUUGGGUGAUAUGUUGAGCAGUGCUCUGGGAUCGAUUGGCUUUUCAUGGGCAUCUUGUCCAGCAUCAACAGAAUUAGAAACAAUCGUCCUCGAUUGGUAUGCUAAGGCCCUAAAUCUUCCUAAAGCCUUCAUAACCGAUUCCCCCGGUAGUAAAGGUGGUGGUGCCUUACAAGGAUCCGCAUCCGAAUGUACACUCGUUUGUAUGAUUGCUGCCCGUGCUCGUGCUAUCCAAAGUCUCAAAGGCAGUGAUAGUGAAUGUCAUGAGAGCGUAUUUCUGCCACAAUUAAUUGCCUACGCUAGCAAAGAGGCACAUUCCUCAAUUGAAAAAGCAGCCAAAAUGGCUUUAGUUAAACUAAGACUCAUCGAUGCUGAUGCCCAUGGACGAUUGAGAGUUGAUCUUCUCCAUCAAGCCAUACAAAAUGAUUUAAAUGCAGGAUUGAAGCCAUUCUUUGUUGUGGCCACUGUUGGUACAACUGGUGCAUGUGCUUUUGAUAAUCUCACAGAAAUUGGCAAAGUUUGCAGUGAAGUACCAAGUAUUUGGUUUCAUGUGGAUGGAGCUUAUGCAGGAAAUUCAUUUAUUCUUCCUGAAAUGAGAAUUUUUUCAAAGGGACUGGAAUAUGCUGAUUCUUUUAAUACAAAUCCAAAUAAACUACUGUUAGUUAAUUUUGAUACUUCAGCAAUGUGGGUUAAGGAUGUUAUGACUCUAAAGACAGCUCUUAAUGUCAAUCCCCUUUACCUACAACAUGAACAUGAUAAGGCUAUUGACUAUAGACACUAUGGAAUUCCAUUAAGUCGACGUUUUAGAGCUCUUAAAUUGUGGUUUGUGUUCAGGUCAUAUGGUAUCUCAGGACUCCAGGCUUAUAUAAGUAAUCACAAGACUUUGGCAAAGAAAUUUGAAAUUCUGGUGAAGAAGGAUGAACGAUUCGAAGUUCGAAAUGAUGUGUAUCUGGGAUUGGUGUGCUUCAGAUUACGAGCUGCUGAUAACAUCAACCAAGAACUUUUGGCUCAAAUCAAUCAUUCGGGCAAAAUGCAUAUGAUUCCGUCCAUGGUCAAUGGAAAAUACGUCAUUAGAUUCUGCGUAACAUAUGAACACGCUACUGAACAGCAUAUAGUCGAUGCAUGGAACCAAAUAAAAGCCUUUGCUAGUGAUGUUCUGCGAGAUGCCAAAUUGGAAUUACCAUUGAAAGAGCCUGUCCAGUUGCCAAAGAACAAACUCACACGAAACAAAUCACUGCGAUUCUCAUUCACACGCAGCAUAUCGCGAGAAAUCUACGAAAGCCAAGGAGAUCAUCUCAAAGACGGUUGCACACCAAUUCUGGUGGUUGACUCAGCAGCGAUAACACAAAGCUUCAUCAAGGCUAUGGAGAAUUCGAGUAAACUAAAGGAGAUUGCCGAUGUGGACACUGACGAAGCUAGUAAUUGAUCCAUACGAAUUAUACUGCAUAUCUUAUAGUAUUUAAUUUAAUGUACAAUUAAUUUUAAUAAUUUUAAUUUAUCAUAAUAAUCAUUACUAAAAACAAAAAAAAACAAUCUACUCGUAUUAUACCACAAUAUAAUGAUGUUCCUUCAUAUCAGUAUAUUUUAUAUAUGAAUUUAUUUAUUUAUUUGUUAUAAUAAUUCAUUUAAGCGUGCAUGCAUCCUUGACAUUGAAUUUUUUUUUUGUAUAUUAUUUAGUUUUGUAGAUUUAUUUGAAUGUGUAAAUAAUGAUAAGAAAUGUAUAGAAAAUAAAGACCAAGAGCUUAAACUCAAUUGAAACUAAA